Messenger RNA from Anisakis simplex (herring worm), 210 nucleotides. Lineage: Eukaryota; Metazoa; Nematoda; Chromadorea; Rhabditida; Anisakidae. The record is from the annotation of a GenBank genome assembly.
GUUUGUUACUUCGUCAAUUCCGGAUCUGAAGCGAACGAUUUGGCGUUGACUUUGGCACGAUUGCACACGGGUCGUUUCGAUGUGUUGACUUUGCGAAAUGCUUAUCACGGACUAACGCAAGCAGUUCAGGGCGCUUCCAAUCUUGGUACCUGGAAGCAACCCUUCCCAAACGGGUAUCAAUCUUAUUCGAUCGAAACUUCAUCUGUUUAA